AUGGCACACGUCGACAAGUUCGAUCAUUUGUUGAACUUUCGUGAUGUUGGUGCAUUCGUCAAUGAACUGACAGGCUCAAAAAAGCUCAAGCCUGGACUACUAUUCCGAAGUGCUAGACCAGACGAGGCUUCAGCUGAAGAUCGCAGGCGAUUGAAGGACGACUAUCAGAUCCACACUGUCAUUGACCUACGCACAAAGUCUGAGCAUAUUGUUCAAGCUCACAAGCGCUCCGUGCCUGUGCCCUCUGCUGAACCUGUUGCUCCCUCCAACAAUCAAGCCGCUGAACCAGUCAAAAUCCCUGGACUGACCUAUGCCGAAAUCAACUUUAACGGCUCUUCGUACUCGUUCGCGCUUAUUCGUCAGUUACGGUACUGGUCCACUACCAAACUCAUCGCUCUCAUGGCUGCGGGUUACCGAACUCAAGCCAUUAGCAUCUUGGGCAAAGAGGUCAUGUCUGAGCGUGGGCUCGUCGGCCUAGCCUUUGACUCACUGACUCACUGCACUAGCGAAGUUCUCGCAGUUUUUCGUGUUUUGGCAGACCGAAAUAACUAUCCCGUUGUAGUCCAUUGCACACAAGGCAAGGACCGCACUGGCCUGAGCAUUUUGCUUGUCCUUCUGUUGCUCCAUGUGGAUACGGCAGCCAUUAACGCCGACUACAUGCGAACUCAAAAAGAACUUGUCUCCGAGCGCGAGGCGAGGAUUGUGGAGAUAAGAAGCAUUGGUAUGCCUGACUCCUUUGCCGACUGUGAUCCCCAAUGGGUGGAAAGCGUGGUUGCUCACAUCAGCGAAAAAUAUGGCUCCAUCGAGGAGUAUUUACUGCAUUGUGGCGUCACAAAAGAGAUGCAAGACGAUGUCAGACGGAUCCUAUUGGAAUAG
Aureobasidium subglaciale EXF-2481 is the source of this 876-nucleotide messenger RNA. RefSeq lists its product as uncharacterized. The record is from RefSeq and is a predicted model, not a curated record. NCBI's taxonomy places the organism in Eukaryota, Fungi, Ascomycota, Dothideomycetes, Dothideales, Saccotheciaceae. Gene Ontology annotation, biological process: dephosphorylation. The transcript is spliced from 2 exons. Gene Ontology annotation, molecular function: phosphoprotein phosphatase activity. Bases 1 to 876 code for a protein of 291 amino acids.